Molecule: messenger RNA, 1590 nt
Organism: Diplodia corticola
Lineage: Eukaryota; Fungi; Ascomycota; Dothideomycetes; Botryosphaeriales; Botryosphaeriaceae
Product: cytochrome p450 oxidoreductase
Exons: 4
Coding region: 1-1590 (529 amino acids)
Molecular function (GO): iron ion binding; heme binding; monooxygenase activity
Source: RefSeq, a predicted model, not a curated record
AUGGCGGUCAACCUCGACCAAACUUCCGGGUCCGGCAUCCAAGCCACCCUCUCCUACCUACGAUCCCACCCCAUCUACGCCUUGUACGCCUUUUGCAUCUUCAUCGUCCUCCGCUUCCUCACCAACCGCUACGCCUCGCCUCUCCGCCGCUAUCCCGGCCCGUUCCUCGCAUCCGGCACGCGUCUGUGGAAACUAUACGUGACCCUGACAACGCACCAAGAAACCGCAUACAUCAACCUCCACAAGCGAUACGGCCCCAUCGUCCGCACAUCCCCCACAUCCCUCUCCUUCUCCCACCCCGCCGCCGCCCGCACCAUCCUCUCCGCCGGCCGCGGCUUCCACAAGACCUCCUUCUACGCGGUUUUCCCUCCCCCCGAAAACCCAGACAUCUUCACCGAGACGGACGAAGGCGAGCACGCGCGCAAGCGCCGCGCCGCGGGCCCGGCCUACGCCAUGGGCGCGAUGCAGAGCGCGGCGCAGACGGCGAGGAUCGAGAGGGUUGUGAGGGGGUUGGGGGGGCGGUUGGAUGGGUUGUGUGAGGGUGGUGGUACUACUGGUGUGGUGGUUGAUCUCGGGGCGUGGGUGCAUUGGUUUGCGUUUGAUGUGCUGGGGGAGGUGGCGUUUGGGCGGGCGUGGGGGUUCCUGGCGGAGGGGAGGGAUGUGGAAGGGUGUAUCGCGGCGAUCGAUGCGAGUCAGCGGUACAACGGCGCGGUGGGGCAGGUGCCGGUGCUGGAUUGGGUGGUGGGGAGGCGGAGUUGGGCGUGGAGGGCGUGGCGGGGGGUGGGGUUGGGGAGGGCGCCGCUGGUGACGAGGAUUGCGGGGGAGGAGGUGAGGAGGAGGAUGGAGGAGGGGGGGAAGAAGGAGGCGGAGGGGGAUGGGGAGGGGGACUUGUUGGCGCAGUUGUUGAGGGCCCAUGGGAGGGAUCCGGAGAGGUUUACGGAGGGCGAUGUGUUUGCCGUGGCGCACGGGGCUAUCUUCGCCGGCUCCGACUCCACCGCCUCGACCAUGCAAUCCUUCCUCCACCACGUCCUCCGCGACGCGCGCAUCCACGCCCUCCUCCUCGCCGAGCUCGACGCCGCCACCGCCGCGGGCCACCUCUCGCGCCGCCCCGCCGUCCCCCAGUUCGCCGAGGCGCAGCGGCACCUGCCGUACUUCCAGGCCUGCCUCAAGGAGGCGAUGCGGCUGCGCCCCGCCGUCGGCCUCGCCAUGGCGCGCGCCGUGCCCGCCGGCGGCGCCGAGAUCGACGGCGCGACAUAUCCCGCCGGCACGGAGCUGGACGUCAAUGCGUGGGCGGUGCAUAGGGAUGCGGACGUGUUUGGGGGGGAUGCCGAGGCGUAUAGGCCGGAGAGGUGGCUGGAGGGGGAGGGGGAGAGGGCGAGGGUGAUGGAUAGGCAUAUGUUGCAGUUUGGCGGCGGCUCGCACGUGUGUAUUGGGAAGAACUUGGCGCUGCUGGAGAUGAACAAGGUGUUGCCGAUGCUGCUGAGGGAUUACAAUAUGGAGCUGGUGCAUCCGGAGCGGGAGUUGGAGUUUCAUACUUACUUCUUCGUCGUUCAGAAAGGCUUGGAUGUGAGGAUCUCGAAGAGAGAGUGA